AUCGUGUCCAUGACGUGACGUUUACAAGUUGAAAGCUAUCGGUCCCUUUUUCCUUCGACGAACUACGCUCCGACUACCAACGUAUCUCCUUUAUUUUAGUUUAACCUUUUGACCGCCGCCAAACAUAAAUAUCUACAAGGAUGGAAGAAGGAAGACACCGAAAGGUCCUCACCAGAGUGGACCCGCGGCAUGGGGAGAGGAAAGGGUCACCCGCAUGGAGAAAGAUCACAACUGAUCUGGAGAGUCUUGCAUUGGACACAGUGAAAUGGAGGUCUGCUGCUUCUGUCCAAUGCUGGCGAAAUAAAUCAGUGGAGAGCUUUGUCAUCACCACUUUGCAGCUGACAGAAAGAUUUAAAGGGUAUAUCGUCUCGUCGUGUACCGCCAGCCGUCUUCCACAGUCUUGUCCAAGUGGUUUGAUGAGAAGACCAACGAGCUGAUCAAUGACGAGCUGGGCAUCGCGUACCCCAUCAUCGACGGCAUCCCCAACAUGAUCCCCCAGGAAGCCAGACUCUUAGAGAAGACAUCUCCUGCACAAGGACACAAUCUCCCCUCUUAAAUACAACCCAAUUCAUCUUGAUGGGCGCUGCUGGUGUGCAUUGAUCCAUCAGAAGAGUGUUUAAGAAGUUAGAAAUAUUAAGUGAGCAAGUAUGUUCUCCCUGUCUGUGAUGGUUGGACUGGUGCCCAUCGUGUCUCUAUUUGGUUUGUUCUACUCUGCUGCAGUGGAUGAGAACUUCCCUCUAGGCUGCACCAGCAGUAAUAAUGUGUGUUUCUACAGCCUGCUGCUUCCUGUCACCAUCCCUGUCUAUGUCUUCUUCCACCUGUGGAGCUGGAUGGGAAUCAAGCUCUUCAGGCAUAACUGAAAUUGGGGAAAAAAAGAAUAAAAAUAUGUUUACUGUG
Molecule: messenger RNA, 897 nt
Organism: Nerophis lumbriciformis (worm pipefish)
Lineage: Eukaryota; Metazoa; Chordata; Actinopteri; Syngnathiformes; Syngnathidae
Product: phosphatidylinositol N-acetylglucosaminyltransferase subunit Y-like
Biological process (GO): GPI anchor biosynthetic process
Cellular component (GO): glycosylphosphatidylinositol-N-acetylglucosaminyltransferase (GPI-GnT) complex
Source: RefSeq, a predicted model, not a curated record